AUGUUUUGUAAACCAUCCGACAAGACAGCUCUUGUGAAACGAUGUGAGUACGAACGACUUUUGGCUGGAAUCCAGCUGAUGAAACAAUUGUACAUAUCGAAAUUCAACGGUGAAUUGAACGGAGAUCCUCAGGAGUUUGGAAGGCAUACUGAGAAAAUCACCAAGUCUGCUACCAAACUGAAGGUUGCUGGUCAAACCACAGAUUUUGUGAACAGAAUUCUGGAUAAAGUGAAGAGCGGGGUUGCUAAUGGUGGACUGGACGAGAUUUAAUCGCAUAGAAAAGCUGCAGUGCCAUACUACACAUGCAUUGGCUUGGCUUGCUUCUCACACAUCAAUCUAACGCUAAUAUCUACUCUGGUAUGCCAUAUAUAUAUAAAUGUGAAAUACUCAAACAUGCAACUCAUUGUAAUUCGUCUAGCUAUAUCUUAAGAAAGAGUGAAUUAUAGUCAUAUAUUUUUUUAGCGUUAUCGGUAGUUUUUAAUUAAGAUUUACAGAAAAAUAUUAUCUGCUAGUAUAUGAUCAAAUUAUUCAAUAAGAUUACAUUAGUUCAGGACAAACACCACAGAGUAUAUAUAUCAUAGCGCUCUCAAGGAAUAUUAUGUAGUUAUAUUAAAAUUGCAUUUAGAAGAGCAGCAAUAUUUCCAAGAAUUUUCCAUCCUCGAUUUGGAAAACUGUGUGGUAUGAAAGCAAGGUGAAAAGAUAAAAUUAAACAUACUAGCAGUACUGUGAACAGUAGACCUCGCGCCUCCCCUGUCCAUACUGUCCAUCAGAGUGAAUCCUGUCUGUAUGUCGUGUCGGCGAGAUAUCGGUGAGAAAACGGCUAAUGGCUGUUGGGGUUGAUAUAUCAAAAAAUGCUAACAUCAAAAGCUAAUCUCCUUCAAGACAUACUGGCAACUGGUUAGCCCGAGUUCAGAGAAGAUUUAUUUCACGUGAACCAAAUCAGAGAAGACCAUUUUAAAAAGACGGCUUCUCUGAUUGGUUCUCGUGGGAUUAAUCACGAUUAAAAUUUAACCGAUCUUUGUGCAACCCGUACAAAAUGAAACAUAUAGAAUCAUAUAGUUCUAUUUCGGACUAUGUGUAACCUCAUCUAAAUUUGGGAGAGGAAUAGCACAAGGUUACCUAAUUUUUUCUCUCCCUAUCAUUUUGAUGAUGUACUUAUUGUACGAAUCAAUAACAUCAUAUGACGGUGUCACAUUGGGGAUGUGGUAAGAAACUUGAUAUAAAAUCAUGUGACUGAUCAUGUCACAAUGUCGCACUAAGGUGCGUACAUACUUAUGCGCCACGAACACACGCAUUU
Messenger RNA from Nilaparvata lugens (brown planthopper), 1297 nucleotides. Its product is annotated as CREB3 regulatory factor-like. The transcript has 3 exons. The coding region runs from base 1 to 270 and encodes 89 amino acids. Gene Ontology annotation, biological process: regulation of transcription by RNA polymerase II; response to unfolded protein. Gene Ontology annotation, molecular function: DNA-binding transcription factor activity, RNA polymerase II-specific; RNA polymerase II transcription regulatory region sequence-specific DNA binding. The record is from RefSeq and is a predicted model, not a curated record. Lineage: Eukaryota; Metazoa; Arthropoda; Insecta; Hemiptera; Delphacidae. Gene Ontology annotation, cellular component: nucleus.